Messenger RNA from Pygocentrus nattereri (red-bellied piranha), 6080 nucleotides. It is a transcript of the gene ptprma, whose product is annotated as protein tyrosine phosphatase receptor type Ma. The record is from RefSeq and is a predicted model, not a curated record. Gene Ontology annotation, molecular function: protein binding; protein tyrosine phosphatase activity. Gene Ontology annotation, cellular component: membrane. The transcript is spliced from 36 exons. The coding region runs from base 561 to 5087 and encodes 1508 amino acids. NCBI's taxonomy places the organism in Eukaryota, Metazoa, Chordata, Actinopteri, Characiformes, Serrasalmidae. Gene Ontology annotation, biological process: protein dephosphorylation.
CACUCACUCGCACACAGUCGCCCCUCCUUCCCUCAGCAGCGCUCCAGCUGCUCCUCCGAGCUCCGAGACAACAAACUUCUUCUCUCCGCCUGCGUCUCUCCCUCUCCGGCUCUAAAGGGCUCAGGCAGCGAGCGGAGGAGCUGAGCUGGGCUGAGAGUGCGCAUGCACGGCCGCCUAAGCAUCGCCAAAUCCCACCUCACCCAGCCCGCUCCGCUCCGCUCUGCUCCCACUGUAGCUGUGGAGAGAGAAAAGGGGCUCGGUCUGGUCCCAGUCCCCCACCAGCAACUCCAGCCGCUCCGCCGGAGAGCUCCGGUGACGUCAGCGCCGUCUAGAAGUCAGCGCGAGUGUGUGGAGCCGCUGGACACACACACACUCACAGUUUGACCAAGUAGAAGUAGUAGUAGUGUUAGCGGUGGUGUUUUUCGGGGGAGAGAGAAGGAGAAGAGUUCGUUUCCCUCAGAGAGAGAGAGAGAGAGAGAGAGAGAGAGAGAGCCGGGAGCUGAGAGUGAGCCGCGGAGAAACUGCUGCUUUUUACCCUGGAGCUGAGGGGCUUUAGCGCCAUGGACGGAGUUCUACCUGGACUCCUGGCUCUGGUCACUUUCCUGGCUUCAGUUCGAGGACAAGUAUUCAGAGGUGACUGUAACUUCGAGCGGCCCUACACAGAGUGUGGCUACAGCCAGGGCAAAGAUGAUGACUUUGAUUGGGAACAGGUCAACACCAAGCAGAGGCCAUCCACAGACCCCUGGAUACCUGCAGGCUCAGCUUUCAUGAUGGUGAACACUUCUGGAAAGUUCCUUCAACAGAAAGCCCAGCUGUUUGUUCCCCAACUAAAGGAGAAUGACACCCACUGCCUCACUUUCCAGUAUUAUGGAGCCAGCGGUGAAGGCUCAAGCCCUGGGCACCUCAAUAUCUACGUCAAAGAGAACAACAGUCCACUGGGCUUACCUGUGUGGAACUCCUCUGGACCCGCCUUCCAUACGUGGAGGCAAGUAGAGCUGGCAGUCAGCACCUUCUGGCCCAAUUUUUACCAGCUCAUCUUUGAAGCUGUGUCCUCAGGACAGCCAGGGUUGCUGGCCAUCAAGGACAUCUCACUCCAGGGUCAUCAGUGCAUGAGCACUCCACACUUCAUGCACAUUAAAGGUGUGGAGGUCAAUGCCAGGCAAACAGCGACUUUCCACUGCACCAUUAACGGCCAGCCCAAGGACCACCUCAACUACAAACUGUGGUUACAGGGUAUUGGGGGCCGAGAAGCUCCGAUGAAGGACACCAAGCCAGUAAACCUUAGACGCUACAUGGCCACUUUUGAUGUGGAGAACACCACCAAGGGGGAUUCAGGCCGUUACCGUUGCAUCGUCCAAUCAGAUAAAGGAGUGGGCGUGUCCAGCUAUGCUGAACUCAUAGUAAAGCAGCCACCAGUCCCCAUCGCACCACCUCAACUGACUGCUGUAGGAGCCACAUACUUAUGGAUCCAGCUCAACGCUAACUCAAUCAAUGGAGACGGGCCCAUCAUCGAGAAGGAGGUUGAAUACCGCACCAUGUCCGGGAGCCUGAUUGACAGCCAGCCCGUGGACAAACCAAACCACAAGAUUGGUCAUCUGGACCCAGACACUGAGUACGAGAUCAGUGUUCUUCUGACCAGGCCCAAUGAAGGAGGCACCGGAGCUCCAGGUCCCCCACUGAAAGCCAAGACCAAAUGUGCUGAUCCCAUGCAUGGUCCACGGAGGCUGGAGGUGGUGGAUAUCAAAUCCAGGCAGAUCACUGUGCGCUGGGAGCCAUUUGGCUACAAUGUUACCCGUUGCCACAGGUACAACCUGACGGUGGAGUACCGAUGCAAGGUGAAUCGCAAAGAUGAGACAAAGGAGGAAGAGAUUGACUCACACAAUGGGGUCUCACAAUACACCAUCCGCAACCUGUCACCCUACACCAAUGUCAGUGUCAAGCUGGUGCUGCGCAACCCAGAGGGUGUCAAGGAGAGUCAGGAGCUGGCUGUUCUAACAGAUGAAGAUGUGCCGGGCGCUGUGCCUUUGGAGUCUAUACAAGGGAGCACCUACGAAGAGAAGAUCGCCCUCAAAUGGCGAGAGCCCAUUCAGACGUAUGGAAUCAUUAAACAGUACGAAAUAGUCUACAAAGCUGUCAGCUCCUUUGACCCAGAGUUCAACCUGACCAAUCAGAGUGGGAAAGUGUUAAAGCCCAGUAAUGAGACAUCUCACACAUUUGUGGGACUUUACCCAGGUUCCACCUACUCCUUCACCAUUCGAGCCAGUACUGUCAAAGGCUACGGUUCUCAGGCCAUCACCCAGUUUACCACAAAGAUCUCACCCCCACACAUGCCUGGCUAUGAUCAAGAGACACCCCUCAAUCAGACAGACAGCACUGUGACAGUCCUGCUGAAACCUGCCCAGAGCAGAGGAGCACCGGUCAGUGUGUAUCAGGUGGUAGUGGAGGAAGAGCGCCCACGACGGUCACAGCGGACUGCUGAGAUUCUGCGCUGUUAUCCAAUCCCCAUCCACUUCCAGAACGCCACAGUGCUGAGCUCUCGCUAUUACUUUACUGCUGAAUUCCCAGCUUCACGCAUCCAGAGCUCCCUACCAUUCACCAUUGGAGACAACAAGACCUAUGAGGGGUACUGGAAUGCCCCACUGCUGCCUCACAAGAGCUACAGCAUCUACUACCAAGCUGUCAGCAAGGCCAACGGGGAAACCAAAAUCGAUUGUGUUCGUGUGGCCACUAAAGCUGCCAUUAUCGUGACCCAGCUCACCACGCCGUACAUACGCAUCGUGCCAGCCGCAGGCGACAGCCAGCUAACAGGGGCAGCAACCAGAAAACCUGAUGCAGUGGAGCCAGAGAAACAAACAGACCACACUGUUAAAAUCGCUGGCGGUAUCGCUGGCAUCCUUCUCUUCGUCAUCAUCUUCCUCGGAGUAGUGCUGGUCAUGAAGAAAAGAAGAACCUAUCACUCCUACACUUAUUACCUGAAACUUGCAAAGAAGCGUAAGGAGACUCUAAGCAGCACAAGGCAGGAGAUGACAGUGAUGGUGAACUCCAUGGACAAGAGCUACACUGAGCAAGGCACCAACUGUGACGAGGCAAUCUCCUUCAUGGACACCCACAACCUCAAUGGACGAACUGUCUCUUCACCAUCGUCAUUCACCAUGAAGACUAACACACUCAGCACUUCCGUGCCCAACACCUAUUACCCAGACCCCUUUGUGCCAACUGCUAUCUUAGUGCCAAUUAAUGAUGAGAACCACACGGUGACCAGUGACACCAGCAGCCUGGUACAGUCCCACACGCACUCCUAUAAGAAGAGAGAGGCGGUGGACGUGCCAUACCAGACGGGUCAGCUUCACCCAGCCAUCCGCGUGGCUGACCUGCUGCAGCACAUCACGCAGAUGAAGUGUGCUGAAGGUUACGGCUUCAAAGAGGAGUAUGAGCUAAACGAGAGCUUCUUCGAAGGGCAGGCUGCGCCAUGGGACUCUGCAAAGAAAGAUGAGAACAGGAUGAAGAACCGUUAUGGAAACAUCAUCGCAUAUGACCACUCCCGUGUCCGACUGCAGGCUCUUGACGGGGAGCAAAGCUCGGAUUACAUUAAUGCAAAUUACAUUGAUGGAUACCAUCGACCAAAUCACUACAUAGCUACCCAAGGACCCAUGCAGGAGACAGUCUAUGACUUCUGGAGGAUGGUAUGGCAGGAGAAUACAGCCACUAUCGUCAUGGUGACGAACCUGGUGGAAGUUGGCAGGGUUAAGUGUUGUAAGUACUGGCCAGAUGACACAGAAAUCUACAGAGAUAUGAAGGUGACAUUGAUUGAGACGCAGCUGCUGUCAGAAUACGUCAUUCGAACCUUCGCCGUGGAAAAGCGAGGAGCCCAUGAGAUCAGGGAGAUCAGGCAGUUUCAUUUCACUGGCUGGCCAGACCAUGGAGUGCCCUACCAUGCCACUGGCCUGCUGGGCUUUAUCCGCAGGGUCAAAUCCAAGAGUCCAGCCAACGCUGGCCCCAUGGUAGUCCACUGCAGUGCUGGUGCUGGCCGCACUGGCUGCUUCAUCGUCAUUGACAUCAUGUUGGACAUGGCUGAGCGUGAGGGUGUGGUGGACAUCUACAACUGCGUACGAGAGCUUCGUUCGCGCAGAGUCAACAUGGUCCAGACGGAGGAGCAGUAUGUGUUCAUUCAUGAUGCUAUCUUGGAGGCGUGUUUGUGUGGUGACACCACCAUCCCAGCCAAUCAACUACGCUCAGUAUAUUACGACAUGAACCGCCUGGACCCCCAGACCAACUCCAGCCAAAUUAAAGAGGAGUUCAGGACUUUGAACAUGGUAACCCCCACUCUGCGCGUGGAGGACUGCAGCAUUGCCCUCCUGCCGCGCAACCAUGAGAAGAACCGCUGUAUGGAUGUUCUCCCGCCUGACCGCUGUCUGCCCUUCCUCAUCACCAUUGAUGGAGAGAGCAGCAACUACAUCAACGCUGCCCUCAUGGACAGCUACAAGCAGCCAUCUGCUUUCAUCGUUACCCAGCACCCUUUGCCCAACACUGUAAAAGAUUUCUGGAGGCUGGUCCUGGACUACCACUGUACAUCUAUAGUAAUGCUAAAUGAUGUGGACCCUGCCCAGCUGUGUCCUCAGUACUGGCCUGAGAAUGGAGUACACAGACACGGGCCUAUUCAGGUGGAGUUUGUAUCUGCUGACUUGGAGGAGGAUAUUAUUAGUAGGAUAUUCCGCAUCUACAAUGCUGCACGGCCGCAGGAUGGGUACCGCAUGGUGCAGCAGUUUCAGUUCCUGGGCUGGCCCAUGUACCGGGACACACCUGUGUCCAAACGCUCCUUCCUCAAACUCAUCCGCCAAGUGGACAAGUGGCAGGAAGAGUACGAUGGAGGAGAGGGCCGCACUGUGGUGCACUGCCUAAAUGGAGGUGGACGCAGUGGGACCUUCUGUGCAAUCAGUAUUGUGUGUGAGAUGCUUAGGCACCAACGCUCUGUGGACGUGUUCCAUGCUGUCAAAACACUGAGGAACAACAAGCCCAACAUGGUGGAUCUAUUGGAUCAGUACAAAUUCUGUUAUGAAGUGGCACUGGAGUACUUGAAUUCUGGCUAAGUUGUCUGGAGACAGCUCCCCCCGUCCUGUCCUGUCUCCCACUGUCCCGUGGCCCUUUUUUUCCUCGAAUAGAGACUAUACCACGCAUGAAUGUUAAAGGGGUGGACUUUAGACAAGAAGAGGUGCGCUGCUUGGACCGCUGUGGCUGUGAUGUUGGCCGUAUGUGGUCGGAAUAUGGUCUUCAGGGUCGAAACGGAGGACCGGACGCUUGCACUGCCCAGCUGAACUGUCCACAGUUUGAACUUUGAACUCUGACCGUUAGCCCCUCUUCUGUCCCUUGUAUUCUCUGUAUGUAAAUUUCAGCGCGAGCUGGGCAGGUCAUACACUCGCGCCUCAUGUUCUACGUCCUCUCUUCCUCGAGCACACUGAUGUACUUCUCUCUCGGUUCGUCCACGUCUCACCCAUGUUCAGCAGUUUUUGUUUUGCUUUUUUUCUGACUCUGUCCUCUUGCCUGUGACUCCCGCGUCUUGCCUUUCUAUCCUCGUUGGAUGAUAGCUGUCAUUUCCAUUUUUGUGGAGAACAUGAUAUAGACUCAUGUGGAUGUGUUUAUUUUUAUCACUGAUUUUUAUUUGAUUUUCUACUUCUGUUUGUUAAUAGGAGGCAGAAUGAUGUGUAGCUGAAGUUAAAAACUGGCAUUAAGAGCACGGAUGCUAAAUGUUAUGUUGCCAUUAUUGUGAUUGCUGCAAAAUGUUGUUGUGUUAAAGGUGGAGCACUGCUGAAGCUAUCCACGAGCAAGCUUAUCGUCAUGUCAAAAGAUCCAAAGCUUAUAUUCGUGAUCAUUUGUUAAUACUGUAAAUACUUGAAGGAUGGCAGAUUAUUUAUUCAUUGAAAGUUUUUUGUGAAGCACAUUAAGUGACAAUCAUGUUUUUAUUUGGUCAUUAUUAUCUCCCUCUUUUGUCAGGCUUGGCAUAAUAAUGGUGACCAGGAUGUAAUGUUAGCUUUUUAUUUAUCUUGUAUGGAAAAAUUCAACAAAUACAUACAUAUCUAUACCGA